GGAAGAGGUCUCAACCCAAGGAGAACUUUAGAAGAGAAAGAAGAGAAAAGUCUCCUCUCCCUCCACAUCUAGAGAUGUCAAUUCGGAUAUGUCACAGCAGAACCAUCCAGAGGACAGUCCUCAACAUCUUGAUGAAGAAACCCAUCAAGAACAAAGCCUUCCAACUCCUUCAUCACAAACAAUCUCUGAUGAAAUGAGCAAAUUCCUCUAUAUUUACUCUGUUUGGAGAGCUUGGAAGGUUGGUAACUCUGAAAAAAAGUUGCUUGAUUGCGACCAACAAAUUAAAAAUGAAAAGAUUAUCAAGAGAUUCCUAGGACUGCCAACUAACUACUACUGUGAACAGAUUUUGGAUGAAGAAUGGGUCUGGAAGAAAUCCAACGAAAACCUGAUGUUGGAAUACUUGUCCACUUCUCCACCUUCAGAAUUUCAGGUUGAUGAUGAGGACACUGCAGUCUACAAAACCAUCUUUUCAAAUCCAGCUGAAAACCAAGUUGAAAACAUCACUGCAGAAACACAAGCAGACCUGGAAGCUAAAGCAGAUGAUUUCUCAAUUUUUCUAGAAACCUCCCCUAUUUUUGAAACUAUUCUUGUUGGAGCUGUCCAGGAGAAUGCAACUACUCUCCAACCUGAAGAACAGAUUCAAGCAGCAGCAGAAGAAGAAGAAAUUCUGCAUUCCCUCCAAUUACAAGUUCAAGAGAUUCUCACGGAUGAACUUGAAAUUGUGGAAAAGUCAGUAGAAUAUCAGGAGAAGUCCACUCCUCCAGAUACUAUGGAAGAAAAAUCUCAAGAAGAACCAGAAGUGGAAGUUCAAAGGAGCUUUGAAGAAGCUGCAGAAGAUGCUCAAAUAGCUAGACUAGAGGUUACUGAAACUCCAGUUGCUAUCAUUGAGCAACAAAUUGCUGAUGUAGUGAGAGAUUCGAUUUCUCAUAAGAUCUCAAACUACAUAGAUGAAGAAGCUGAGGAAGAGUUAGUAAAGACUCUGAAAAUCAAUGAAGAAGAUGCUGAAGAAGAAAAAGAAGCUGAAUCUCACCCUCUACAAUUCUAUCACAGUGUACCUCCAUCCCAUCAGGUAACAAACUUCUACUUUCACAGCUCUUCCAUAUCUACUCUUCCGGAUGAGAUGCCAGAAUCCUGGACCAGGAAGGUUCAAGGGAUGGUUGAAACAGCCCUAGAGUCUCAAAAAGCCUCAUUCAAGGAAGAGUUAGAUAAGAUUGAAGUGAGACAUAACCAGAUUCUAGAGAAAACUGAAGAGAAGUACAGCUCAAACCUCAAAGAGAUAAGUCAAACUAUCAACAAGACUCUUGAGAUCAUCUCUUUUCUGAUCUAUUCAUUGAGCAAUACUAUGAUGACCUAUGCCUCUAGCUCUCAUCUCCAACUUAAAGAAGUUCUUGCUGAAAAUCAGAAGGAAGUAUUCAAGCUCUUCAAGCACUUUGCAACCUUCACUGCCAAACACAAGUUAGAUUUGAUUGUCCAAUACAAGAAUCUCCCAGAAAUUCAAAAGCUUCAUAUCCAAGCCAAUCAAGGAGAACUUGGGUACAUUCCAACCCACCUAAAGAUGACUGAUCUGCUCCUAGAAGCCCAGCAGAGCAAUCCGGAGCUCUCAGUACAACAUAUUUCAAACAAUGAAUUUGACGGGACGGAAGCCUUUAGAACAAUUGCCUCACACUUCACAAAUGAGGCUCAGCAAAAGGAACAAUAUGACAAUCUGAAGCGCAUAAGGUCUGAAUGUGGAGUCAUACAAGACAUUGGAGAGUCUGCCGAAUCCUCCAGACGCAAGAGGAGUUGAAGGUUAUUCUCAUCAAAAUAGGGGGAAGUCUGCAUACAUUAUUUGGGUUUUGAUGACAACACCUUCUUGUUUAAACACUUCUUCUGUUUAAACACUUUUUGAUUGAAUCUCUUAAUUAUGCUUGAACAUAUUUCCUUUAUGUAUAAGUUUAGAGAUUUAUUAUGUGUGCAUACAUUCAAGGGGAAUGUAAUUCAGGGGGAAUUUAACUAUUUUUGGCUAAUAUUUGUUUUCGGUAAUGAACUGCUGAUAAUCUC
This is a messenger RNA of Cuscuta campestris, 2040 nucleotides long. NCBI's taxonomy places the organism in Eukaryota, Viridiplantae, Streptophyta, Magnoliopsida, Solanales, Convolvulaceae. The record is from the annotation of a GenBank genome assembly.